Messenger RNA from Dictyostelium purpureum, 228 nucleotides. RefSeq lists its product as uncharacterized. Lineage: Eukaryota; Evosea; Eumycetozoa; Dictyosteliales; Dictyosteliaceae. Bases 1 to 228 code for a protein of 75 amino acids. The transcript has a single exon. The record is from RefSeq and is a predicted model, not a curated record.
AUGCGAAAUGUUACCGUAAAUUAUAAUAGUGUUACUGUAUUUGGUAGUGGUAUGGCAGCAACCAAUUCAAAGUCAAUGACAUCUGGUAAAAAUAAAACAAAUAGUGGAAAGGCUAUAGAAUUAGAAAUUAAUGAUUCAGAUACUGCAUCUAAAGGCCACACUAUUUCUGUUAGUAAAGUCUAUGAAAAUGAUGAUUCAAAAUCUGGUUCAGGUAUGGAUACUUCAUAA